Amaranthus tricolor (Joseph's coat) is the source of this 1912-nucleotide messenger RNA. RefSeq lists its product as uncharacterized. The record is from RefSeq and is a predicted model, not a curated record. Lineage: Eukaryota; Viridiplantae; Streptophyta; Magnoliopsida; Caryophyllales; Amaranthaceae. The transcript has 3 exons. The coding region runs from base 515 to 1912 and encodes 465 amino acids.
UGACACACUGUUUUUCCCCGAGACACAAAUACCGUAACCCUAAUUCAGAACCUUUUCUACUUCUUUUCCCCCCUAAUGUAACGGUCGCGUUCCCUUCAUCAGAGGAUCACCGUUGUCUACCGUCUUCCAGCUGGGUACUGUGUCUGGCAGGGUUUUUCCAUAUUCGAUCUUCAUCUUUAGCUUCUUCAUUGUCUCCAUCGUCUGGCCUGUAUCUUCAUCUGGCUGGGUUCAGCGUAUUCAUGGUCGACGUUCAGUCUUCAGCAGAUUGACAUAAAGGUAGAGAGAUGAUUGUAGGUUGAGAAAGAGGCUUCAAGAGUAUAUGCACUCCUUGGCAAAUACCCAACAAAGAGAUGAAACAAAUAACAGAUGUAGCAACAUGUGAGAUGGCAUCAUUACAAUUUGUGUCGUCACUAUUGAUCAUUGAUCAUGUACUCCCUUUGGUAUCAUAGCCAGGACAUCAUAAUGCCAAGGAAGAAGAAUCAGCAAGAAAAGCUCAAAGGGUUCCAAAGUUCAGAUGAUUACGAAAUUGAACCAGAUCCAAAACCAAACAAGACAGAACAAAAUCAAUUUUCAUCCUCCAAAAAUCUUCAAACUACUCUCCAUUUCAAACAAAUUUACUCAACUAAGUGAUUUUCCCCCACUUUCAUAUUCACAAAUUGUCCAAGAGCCUACUUCACAAAAUAUUAUUCCAAACUCAAAACAAAAAGAUUCAACUACAAAAACACCAACAAAAGGCCUUACCAAAUCUGUAUACAUUAAAAAAAUCGAAAUAGAAAAUGUAUAUCUCACUAAUUUUACAAUUCCUCAAAGUCCACAAAUUAUUCAUUCGAUCAAUCAGAAAACUUUUCCAAAAGGUUGCGAAUGGAUACCAGAAAAUCAUUUUAAAACUCAAAGGUUUUAUGAAUUUAUUUUAGUAGAUUCAAACUCUGUUGAAAUCCAACAUAUCAAGGAUUCUUCAGAAAAAAUAAUUUAUUCAAAAUGUAUAUUUAAAAAAAUUAUUUCUUCUGCAGAAUGGAGAGACCCUUAUGCAGAACGAAUUUUUUCAAAAAGAUUUUCCCCACAAAAUUACUCAUACUAUGAUUACAAAAUUGCCUGGUAUAGAGCAUUUUUAUUCAGACCAUUUGAUCAUUCAUGGUUUUUUAUAUAUGACAAAUAUUGUCCAAAGAAAUAUCCCAUGUGGUUUUAUCAUUGGUGGUAUUUAUUUGGACCAACUCCUCAAAUUUAUCCAAAAUUAUGCAAUGAGGGUUUCACAACUUUUGUUGCCAAUUCAAAUUAUCAAACCUAUGAAACUCCAGUCCUGUUUCAUGUAAAAUUUAAAAUUCCAUGGAUUCUAUGUUGGAGUUACUGUCUCAAAAAACACCUUCCACAUCCAUAUCCAUAUUCAUUAAUAAGAGAAUUCAAAAUUAAAUGGUGGGACAAAUUUACCUUAGAAAUUUGUUCUACAAAAAAUGUUAUCUCCUUUUUUCAAACCGGUAUAAAAAUGGAAUAUCAGUCUCCAUCAACCAUAAACAAACCUUCGUCCUCAAAAGCAACAUCAAGUUCAAACUCUCCUCAACUCAAUAAAAACCCCAAAGUAGAGAUCGAAAUACAGAUUCAUUAUCUAAAGUCCAGAAAGCCAUUCUUAAAAGAAUUCUUGAAGAUCCACAAUAUGCAAAGAAAAUAUUAUCAGAAGAAUCCUCUGAUGAGAUAUUAUCUGAGUUCUCAAAUGAGUCUUAUGAUCCAACAUUUGGUGGCCCAUGUGCUCGAGAUCCAUAUGAGUUUUAAUAUUGAGCUCACAAAGGUUCAAAUCAAAUGUUCAACAGCUCAAAUUAAUUCAUCCAGAAGCACAAACGUAAGCAAUGACGUAUACUUCGACUUUCUUAUGCUAGAACUUUGUCUCGUAAACAUAAAAGUACUGUACGUGCUUUUUUGA